UCUCAAAGACUACACAGUCAAGAGGCACUUCACAGUAUGAAUAUCUACGAGAGAUUAAAAAAUAGUUGCUAGUAAGGCCCAGGGUUAAUAUAGACCUAGGAGGGCAAUAUAAUUUCCACCCCCUAAAGAAACGCUCGGUCGCCAGGUGUAUUUGCGGGAAAAACCCAUCAGUAAAAGUCCCGAAAGGACUUUUCCCCAUUUUACAAUCUCAAGGAGGACCCCACAGCAAUAUGAAGCAAUAAACCUUUCUUUAACAUAAAAUAACUUGGUAGAGUGAAUUUUGGUCUCGGGGAAAUCCAACAGAUGCAGCAGUAAUGAAUGCCCACGUGGUGGUUGAGUUUCUCCUGGUAUGGAUGAGCCUGUCGUUAACGGUACCUGGAGAAGUUCUGGCGCUUGAAUACCAGACAGGUGGCCUUUUAUUAUCAGAUCGUGAUCUAAAACCACGGAGAUGUCAGUACAGCAAAAUAUCAGGGAUGCUGCAGGCGAAAUGCGCGGAAUUGAACCUCAAUGAAAUUCCCAAGAGUCUACGGACAGACGUCGAGAUAUUGGAUUUUUCGGUGAAUCGGCUGCGCGACCUAAACAACCAAACUCUCUCCGCCUACACCAGCCUGACCUUUCUCUAUCUCAUGGACAACAUCAUCGUUGUCAUUGAAGAAGGUGCCUUCUCACGUCUCACCAACAUACAGGUCAUAAACCUCAACACAAAUGGCAUCGGCGAUUUUCCAAAUAGUAUUUUCACCCUUCCAAGCUUGAAACGUUUCUACCUAGCGCACAACAACCUCGGGGAUGCAUCGAUACGACCGACUGGUCUUGCUGAGAAUUCGAAUUUAGAAUUAUUGGACGUAUCAAGGAAUCACUUGAGUUCACUCCCUCACUUGGGUAUUUUGCCACGGCUCAAGUACUUGAACGUAUCUAGAAACGUCAUCAGACAGCUGAAACCUGAGGACGUGGCCAUCUUCUGCUCCCUGGAGAGCCUGGAUAUCUCCAACAAUCCGUUGAUCCUGGACGACUGCAGUUGUCACGCCUUCAGCGAGUGGAUUACAAUCAGAAACAUAAAAUUGUACCCCGAAAAACUUAAAUGUUCGACUGACCCCAAGAAAUGUACUUACCACUCUGAUAAUCGAAUCAUCUCAAAUGACACAGUUAAAUUAUUUGAUAGUUGUAAAUAUGUCCUGAAGACCCAUGAGGAAAUAGCAAAGGCUCGUUCCACAUGGAUCCUCGUUGCGUCUUGUGUCUCAGUGUUCCUCACCAUAUUAUUUAUUUCUCUCUACUGCAUACAUAGACGCAAUAAACGUCGAAAAAUUCUUAAGAAGAAUAAUAAGAAAGAACAAUUGUCCAUUAAUCACGCCAACACUGAAUUACUUAAUGAUAAAAAUCCACAGGAUGAGGCGUGAAAUGCGACUGCAACUGUGUUUUACAAAUGAUGUUUGUAUGUUCUUUUAUCACCUAUUCGCCAUAAAAAAUCUUCCAUAAAUAAUGCAUAAUUAUUGGAAAGUCUCUAGUAAUUAAAAAUAAUGUAAAUGUACUAUUGAAGUUUCGUUUAUUCUCAUUGAAGCCUGCCAUACUCUGGUCGAAAUAUACAGUUUCAGAACAAAUUUACAUGUGAUACAUUUUUUACGUUUUAAGUUGCGUUAAUUUAAUAAUCGACUGAAACAUAAAUUAAUAGGGGAAAACUAGCUGUAAAUUAUAUCAUGAUGAAAGAUGAAGGAAAAUUGGUGAAUAUCAUUGACGUACAUUCUCAAGUACUGCAGACAAAAUUGAUCAAGAUUGAAUUCACUGAUUCCUCUUGUUAUAAUUUUCUGCUUAAGUUCACUUGUAUUUGUAACACUUCCUUGGAAUAACAAAAUAAAGACUUCUAUCGCACAAAAAUAUACUCUGUAUGAAAUAAUAGCGCAAUAUUGUUAUUACUUAA
Messenger RNA from Diachasma alloeum, 1912 nucleotides. It is a transcript of the gene Lapsyn, whose product is annotated as tsukushin. NCBI's taxonomy places the organism in Eukaryota, Metazoa, Arthropoda, Insecta, Hymenoptera, Braconidae. Gene Ontology annotation, molecular function: protein binding. The record is from RefSeq and is a predicted model, not a curated record. The transcript has 3 exons. Gene Ontology annotation, cellular component: plasma membrane. Bases 315 to 1394 code for a protein of 359 amino acids.